AUGGCGCACGGGCUGCAAAGGUGUUUCAAGCCCGGCAGCCUUGUGGCCAUAACGUUGCUUCUAGUUAGCCUGCAGUGCCGAUGGCCAAAUUUUACGGCUGGGCGAUCAGCCAGCAGGAGUAGCUCUAGUCAACUGGUUGACUGGAGAUGGCAGCCCUAUGCGCGUGGGCAACAUCUGGCAAUGAGACUGGGUCCUGGUGGUGGCUCUGAUCCGGUCAACAACGUUUCGCCUGAGAUGGCAGCCGCUGGCCGCAAAUAUGCUCAGAAGUACGAGGACAUCCUGUUGGCUGGACGGAAGGUAUGGCAAGAGAUGCUAAAGCGGGAUGAGGUUCCAAAGAAGAUCUACUUCAUUGGUACAAACGGCAACUCAGGCGACAUGGUUGCAGAAGCCUUGAUGGAUGCUCUGGCGUAUGUCCAAGCUCCCGAUGGAACUCUCUUCUUGCGUAGAAAACCUGGGCUCGAGUACCCGAAGCUGAAAUACUUCCUCUUGAAUUCCGACAAGCAGUUGGCAGCUAAAGCUCCAAAAUCGGCAGUGGACUUGUACAUGGAGGAUGAGAAGAAAUAUCGUGAGCUGGAGACAGAAGUCCUGAAAGAGUUUCAAGAACUGGACGCAGGUGAGAACCCUGCCGGCAUCGUUGUCGGUGAGAGUGCAGUCAGCAUACCCGAGAACGUUGAGAUCAUGAAAACAGGAUUGGUGAUCUGGUUGGACGUGUCGCCAGAGUUCAGCUGGAGCAAGACUCAGAUGAGAGCCAAAGCUGGCGGUGGCCUUUUCAUCCCAUACGAGAUCAUCAGGCCGCCGGUUUGGUGCAUUGCGAACGGCUGGGAUGGUGACAUCGAUGAUGGGGAGGCAAAAGCAGAGUACAUCGAGAUGGUUGAGAAGUAUGCUGAGAAGUACGAGGAAAUCGCUGAUCUCCGUCUUCGAGCAGAUACCCCUGGUAUCGUCGAGAACCAGUAUUGGGGCGCUGAGCGAUUAGCAAAGGCUAUGGCUGAGUUCUAUGGAAUCAACACAGAGGGAGCAUCUGUGGAGGAGGAAGUCUUGGAGCGUGAUCUCGAAAAGUUUCUGGAGAGUGCCCGGCUCUCCAAGUACAUGCAGGCUGCCUUGGACUGGUGCGAUGAGCAGGGUGCAGCUUCCAUAGAGGACGUCGUUGAGAAUACCGAUGACUUUGCGGAGGCACUCUCUCUGAAGCCCCUGGAAAAGAAGCGAUUGACAAAGGCCGCUGAAUCUGUUGCAGCGGUCGCGUAA
Symbiodinium natans is the source of this 1242-nucleotide messenger RNA. The record is from the annotation of a GenBank genome assembly. NCBI's taxonomy places the organism in Eukaryota, Dinophyceae, Suessiales, Symbiodiniaceae.